CUCACAAUGGCGGCGGCGUGUUAGCACGAACCAGACGUUGCAAGCAUGCAACGCUGGGCGGCAUUGCUGCUCCUUGUCCUAAACGCGACAGCUUUGCAGCUGCCGUGGCUCGCGUGGCGUGCACUCACGCCUAGACUGCCCGGCGGCCGGAUCGAUGAAUGCCUCAAAAACGCCGCAGCGGUGCAGGUGCCGUCCGCCGCGGCGACGGGCACAGCUAUCAAGUCUUUGUGCUUUGACACGGACAUGGGAGGGCACGUUGUUGCCGUCGUGCGAGCUACUGACGGUGUCGACGCUGCGCGAUUAGCGUCCGCCAUCGGUGCGCAGACCGCGAAGUUAUCUCGGCCGGACGCAGUCGAGGCGGCGACGGGAUUCGGCGUCGGCUGCGUGCCGCCGGUGGGCGUCGCGACCCCAGUCGUCGUCGACGAGGCCGUCGCGGCCCUGCGCGGCCGCGUCGUCGGCGGUGCUGGCGACGAGGCGCGGCAACUCGUUAUUCGCGACGGCGCGGAGCUGCUGCGCCUCUCGGCUGGAAUCCGGGCGGACAUCCGGGGCUCGGGGCGCCCAACGCCGUCGGCGCCGACAUACAGAGCGCAGGGCUUCGACGCAACCGGAAGAAACGUGACAAUCGUGGGCCGCAUCGCGUCGAAACGCCAGAUGGCGAAGAAGCUCUGCUUCGUGUCGCUGACGCCGCCAGGUGGUGGCCGCUGGCGGCCGCUCGGGCGAUUGCUCCCGUACCCGGACGUCGAGCUCCAGGUCAUCCUGGGCGCGACACUGGCCCGACAGCGCGGCAACGACGCUGCAGCAAACGUGAUCCGGCGGCUCCGCGUCGGGCAGGUCGUCGUGUGCGACUGCGUGCCAACCUGGCGCGACCGGCCCUCGGUGAUGGGUCGAUUCAUCGAGCGGUGGCGCCAGGUUCAUAAGAGGCGCCAGAUAGACCUCCGCUGUUCGGACGUCGGGACGGUCCGCGGCUUCGGCGGCGCCGGCGACAAGCCGAGAACCAGACGGAAGGAGCCGGCGCCGCUCCAGUACCUGGAACUCCCGCGAGACGUCGCCCUUCACUACGUGACUGACGCGAGCGAGGCGCCGGCCGCCAUUACCGCAAUCGCCGACGCUGCCAUCGUCGGCCUCGACGCCGAGUGGGAGCCCGACUCCUCCAGCGACACGCCGGCGGCGACGGUGCAGCUCGCAACCAAAGACGCGUGCGUCGUCCUCGACCUCGUCGCGCUCGCUACGAACGAAGGAGGCCUCGCGGCCGCCGACGCCGUCGUCGCCGCGGCGCUGGCGAACGCGGUGCUCGUCGGAUUCGGUCUGGAGACGGACCUCGCGCGGUGUCGACCCUUGCUGACGAGCCUCGACGCGCCGGAGACGCGCGAGCUCCAAGGCACGGCGAGCUCACUCGCCGCCCUCGUCCGCAGGACGCUGGGCCGCGACCUCGACAAGCGCCUGCAGAGGAGCGCGUGGGGCGCGAUGCCGCGGCCGCUGCCCGACGACUGCGUCACGUACGCGGCACUCGACGCCUACGCGUGCGUGAUGGCCUACGACGCGCUCGACGGUGAGCCUGUGGCGCCGGCCACGGCCGCGCGCGACCUGCGCGUGACCGAGGAUGUCGUGGAGCGGUGUUUGGGGAGAGGCCGCGACCGGAAGCGCGGCGAACAUCCCAAAGACGCGGCGUUGUCGUUUUUAUCGGGCGAGGAGGCGGUCGGCGGCUACGACAAAAGAGGCGGCGCGGCGCGCAUAGCCGACGGCUCGGUGCUCUUCGUCAACUGGCAAGGACGCGGCGAAAAUAUCCGCACGACCUACUUCGACCGCAAGUACCCGAAUGCGAUAGCCGACGGCUCCGUGACGUGGUGGCCUCCGAAGAACUUCGACGAGGAACGGCUGUCGGAGCCGCUCCACCUAUUUGGCCGACGAGGCAAGAGCAGUUUCCUGUACCUCGGGCGCUUGUUAUACGUCGGACCGAUGGCGCAAGCCGGCACCGCGCCCGGAGGUUUAGUAUUGAAGCUCCUCGACGCGGAAGAGCUCGAGCGGCGCGCCGACGACGGCGACGCGCAGCCCGGGCUGCGGGCGCUGCUCGACUCCGCGGCCGCUGUUGUUUAAGAAGCUAGUGUUGGGGCAAUCUGACGUUGUCUGGG
Pelagomonas calceolata is the source of this 2129-nucleotide messenger RNA. NCBI's taxonomy places the organism in Eukaryota, Pelagophyceae, Pelagomonadales, Pelagomonadaceae. The record is from the annotation of a GenBank genome assembly.